UUUAUGGCAAAAAAUAUGCAAGACUUUAUUUAUGCCCUUUUUGACUUUGCCGAAACCAACAAUUCCAACACUACUUUGUCUGAUGCUGCUUUACGUUCGCUCGUUUCUCUAGGCGUUAAAAAGCCUAAAAUGUUUAUAAAUGCUGUACAUACAUUUUUGCUUGAUAAUGGAAAAAAGAUGAAUGAAAAAGACAAAGCUUUUGCUUUCCGUUGUUUAACAAACGUUUUUAAUCAAGUGGACGUUGUUGAUGUUUGUGAUGAACAACAAAUUUUAUUAAUUGCUAAUCUUAGCACACAGGAAAUGAGUAUGGCUAAGGAUGUUGAAAAUGGACUUGCACAUGCAGCAAAAGACGUUUUUGUUUCUUUGGUUGGAAAAUCUGACAAAUUUGUUAAUCACGUCGUUGACUCUCUUUUACACAAAUUCCAACCUGGUUCAACUUCACCUCCUCACAGAUUUAUUAUUUUGACAUUAUCAGAAAUUGCACAAAAAAAUCCUGAUGGUUUUUUGCCGUUUUUACACGACAUUCUCGCACGGACAGAUGCUCUUUUACCUCACUUAAAAAAUGACCAAAUCAAAAGUGCUUUUUGUCAGGCUCUCUGUUCUUUUGCGGAAUCUGUGAAAGAAUUUAUUUGGACACAAAAACGACAAAAUAAUGAAAUGGAAAUUAAAUCUGACGAGUGUGUGGCAGUCGAUGAAAGCGAAAUUAGUGAAAGUUAUGCUGACCAGUUUGAAACGGCUUAUGAUGUUAUAAUUAAUUGGACAACUUCUUCAAAGGACCAUAAAUGUCGUGCUGAUGCUGCCGAAUGUAUAGGAAAGCUUUGUUUAAUGAUUGAUCGUGAACGAAUAUUAAAAGAUUUGAAACGUUUGGACACAAUAUUUCGUUCAUUACACAAAAAGGCUUUAAAUCCUGAAGAGCAGUUAGCUAUUACAAUGGGUAUUUCUAAUUUCCUGCAAGCUUCCUGUAUUGAAGAAAGCAUUCCAAUUGAACACUACAUUAAUGACUUGUUUGAAAUGCUUUUUCCACAUGUUUGCCUUCCUGCUGAUCAAAUUGUUGAUGAUCCCUCUUUGCCUAAUUUAUUACAAAUAAAACUUCGAAAUGAAGUUUUUCGUUGUUUUCAAGUUUCUAGUUGUAGGACUGCUGAUAAAGAGAUUUAUUUUUUGUUGCAUAAAAUGCAAAGUCAAAGCGAGAUUGUUAAACUGGGUGCUAUAAAUUUAUUUAGACAUCUUCUCAAUUCUGCUGAUGAUCAAAUGAAAGAAAAUCGUUCAUUAAUAACAAUGGGAAUGAAACCAUUUUUAAAUGAUGAACAAUUAUCAAUUCGUGUAAAAAUGAAUUUAUGUCAAUUAUGUAUAGCUUUAUCAGAUAAUGAAUAUGUUCAAGCAGACGAGGGGGGAGAACAUGUCAUACAAUUUUUACUUGCAAAUUUGGUGGUCAAUCGCAGCGAUUUGAAUGUAAAGCAACGCUCUUCAGUCCAACAACAACAAUUAUUACAAGCGUCUAGUGAUGCAAGUCUAAUUACUCAAUUGAGUGCACAAUGUGCUCAAGCAUUAUAUACAAUUUCGAAUACUAGCAAAGUUGCUUGUGAGCUUCUUUGGCCAAAACUUUUUGAAUAUGUUUGUGUUGAACAAUAUUCACUAGUAAUUACAGAUAUAUUUAAAUGCUUACGUGUUCUGUGUGGAAGAAUAAAACAAUCUUGUAAUAAAUUGGAUAUUUAUGAUUUUGAAGCUAAUUCAAAACUUCCUGGACCUUUCCAAUUAAUUUGUCGAUUAAUUGUAUUUAUGAAUGGAGCACCCCAAAAUGCCCAAUUAAAUGCACGAGCAAAAGAAUCAAUCAAUUUAUUUGGAGAAUUGUUUUGUUGGUUAAAUAAUAAAUUUUGUGAGCAAGAUUCCCCAUUUCCAAAAAUUAUUGGACAUUUAUUGGAAAGUUUACAAAAAGAAUUUUCAUCAAAUUAUCCAUCAAAUGAAGAUAAAAAUGAUUAUUUUGGAAAAGAAAUUUUAUUUUCGAGGGUUGAGAGGUGGCAAGCUGUUAUAUUAGAUUUAUUAUGUUCUUUAAUAAAUGCUGUUGAUGAUCAGUCUUGGCGACAAAAUUUAGCUUCUGCCCAAGCAAAACAAUUAAGUACACUUUUUACUUCAGCUUCAGAUUCUUUUCAAUCUUCGCAAGAUAAAGCUUUUUUAAUGCGUUGUUUAGGCUGUACACUUGCAAGAAUUGAAGAUCCAACAUUUAUUAAAGAACAUUUAUAUUUUUUAUUUCGACAUACCCAACACUCCUCAAUUAUUGAAAGAAUUGGUUGUGCAAUAGCUACAGGACACUGUGCUUCAGUUUUGGAUCAUGCAGAUUUGGUAUUAACUGAAUUAGAAAAUGUUUCAAAAUGGGAACAUAUGAAGGAAGGAAAAAAGCAAAGUGGUGGUUCUUCUGUUGGAUUUUUGUCUUUUAUUAAGGUUUUUUUUAUUGGGUUGUGUAACCAAAAAUGUUCUUUUAGCUAUCGGUUUUUAAAUUGGUAUUUUAUUUUUUUCGCAUACAUCCCAGGGAUCUAG
Messenger RNA from Meloidogyne enterolobii, 2532 nucleotides. The record is from the annotation of a GenBank genome assembly. Lineage: Eukaryota; Metazoa; Nematoda; Chromadorea; Rhabditida; Meloidogynidae.